AUGCCUGACCAACAUGAGUCUACCAAAGCCAAGUCCAAACAAUCUUCCAACGUGGGCCAGACACUUGAAAUGCUCAAUUCUUCGGCCAGAGCGGCGCAACAGAAGAGGGAUCAGAACCAAAUCAAGAAAGCCAUUAGCGCAGUGGAUGACGCGAUUGAAGAGCAACUGAAGAGGGAGACCGAAGAUGAAACGCAAGACAAAUCAGGCUAA
This is a messenger RNA of Penicillium psychrosexuale, 210 nucleotides long. RefSeq lists its product as uncharacterized. The record is from RefSeq and is a predicted model, not a curated record. NCBI's taxonomy places the organism in Eukaryota, Fungi, Ascomycota, Eurotiomycetes, Eurotiales, Aspergillaceae. The transcript has a single exon. Bases 1 to 210 code for a protein of 69 amino acids.